Molecule: messenger RNA, 5705 nt
Organism: Penaeus chinensis
Lineage: Eukaryota; Metazoa; Arthropoda; Malacostraca; Decapoda; Penaeidae
Product: mucin-12-like
Exons: 18
Coding region: 612-5513 (1633 amino acids)
Biological process (GO): neurotransmitter receptor transport, endosome to postsynaptic membrane; neurotransmitter receptor transport postsynaptic membrane to endosome
Cellular component (GO): postsynaptic membrane; postsynaptic density; adherens junction
Molecular function (GO): protein binding
Source: RefSeq, a predicted model, not a curated record
UCAGGCUGCUUUGCGUCUUUUAAGCGACCGUUAACUCGUCCUGAUCGAGAGAGAGUGUGUAUAAUGUGGUGAUAUGCGAGUGAAACGAGAGUAAACAAGAGGAAAGUGGGCAGGGUGCUGUGGGCACUUGGUGAUGGGUGGACUCCGCACCGGGCGACUCAAGGAACUCGUAAUAGUGACGAGCUGUUCUCCAUCUGCACUGAUCCGGUGUUCAUGUCAGUACGAACAGGAGAAUGAAGUGAUGGCGUUUUGGUAGACGUGCUUUCUUAUUUUUUUUAAGGCAGUACAGAUAAAUUCAAAACAGGAAAAAGAGAAAGAGAGAGAAAAAAAAAAAAGAAAGUGAGAAUGAAAGGAUUACCUAAACGCUGGUGAACGUGUAAUUUCCCAGAGUUUUGAUGAGCCACGAAGAAGAUGUGAUUUCCUGGUGAUUUCUCCAUUUCCUCCUUACUCUACUUGUGCGUGUGAGACAGUGACCCUAAUAGGUGCUAUGCCAUAUGACUUGAAAGAAUCGUAGAAAGCUGAAGAUGCUAUCAAAAGUGAGUGACAUGGUGGAUGCCAGAUCUAGAGGAGGAUAAACAGACAGUGGAAGCAAGUUCCUUAGGGUUGUCAAGAUGCCUUCCUUGCUAGCUUGUUUUGUGUGCGGAGGGAAGGGGGAGAGUGACGAUGUGCGGGUGCUUGAUUACCGUCACUCUGCUCUCAAUGACGUGCCUGCAGAUGUGUUUGCUUCAGAACGCACGUUGGAGGAGCUGCUCUUGGAUUCCAAUCAGCUGACUGAGUUACCUCGUCAGCUGUUCUACUGCCAUGGCUUGAGGGAGCUUGGGCUAAGUGAUAAUGAGUUGACAUCCCUUCCUCCAGCUGUGGCAUCCCUCAUCAAUUUAACUUCCAUAGACCUCAGCAAAAAUGCCAUAUCAGACAUCCCAGACAAUAUUAAAGGCUGCAAGCAACUUGCUGUGGUGGAUGCCAGUAUCAACCCCCUGUGUCGUCUACCUGAGGGUUUCACACAGCUGCUUUCUCUGCAAGAACUUUAUCUGAAUGACACUUUCUUGGAAUACCUUCCCGCUAACUUUGGCCGAUUAUCCAAGUUGAAGAUUUUGGAGUUAAGGGAAAACCAGCUGAAUACGUUGCCAAAGUCCAUCGCACGUCUCACAAACCUGCAGCGCUUGGACAUUGGGCAGAAUGACUUCUCUGAAUUGCCAGAGGUGAUUGGAAGUCUUGGCAACUUGACUGAACUCUUGUUCGACAAUAACAAAGUGAAGUCACUUCCACCCAUGAUGGGCAAAUUGAAGAAACUGCUUCAUGUUGACGCAUCAAAGAAUAAAAUAGACUGGGUCUCUGGAGAACUGGAAAACUGUGCAGUGCUCACAGAUUUACAUCUCUCAUCCAAUAAUCUUAAGGAACUGCCGGAGAGUCUGGGAGGUUGUAGUCAGUUGCAACUUUUGCGUCUGGAUGACAAUGCCCUGACUCACCUCCCUGAGUCGCUUGGUGGUCUGGCAGCCCUUGAGGAACUGGUUGUCACUCAGAACGACCUGGAGACUUUGCCAGCCUCAAUUGGGCUACUUCGUGCUCUGCAUACUCUCCAUGUGGAUGAUAAUCUCAUAACAGAGUUACCACCAGAAAUUGGUUCUUGCAUUCAGUUGACAGUCCUUACCGCUGCAUCAAAUAGACUGACGAGUGUCCCUGCUGAACUGGGUCACCUUCCAAAAUUGGCAGUUCUAAAUCUUUGUGAUAAUUUGAUUCCUCAUCUGCCUGUAUCACUUACAAAACUAAAGCUAAGGGCUUUGUGGCUUUCUGAAAACCAGAACAAGCCACAGGUCCAGUUGCAAUCAGACACACUGCCAGAAACAGGGCAGCGUGUUCUAACAUGUUUCAUGCUACCACAGCAAGUUCGCUCUCAUCAGCCAGAAAUGGUGGUUGAGACGGACACCUUCCCAGGCCAGGGAUGGGAUGAGCAGAGGAGAGCAAAAACUCUUAUUAAGUUUGCCUUUGAUGGUGAUGUUGACAAACCAGGCCGCUUGACACGAGCCCCAACACCCUACCCCAAAGAACUCAAGGCACUCGCCAAGCAUGCUCGUAACUUGCACAGCUUGCAGAAGGACCCCUCACGACAAUUUGUGCUCGGGCGUUCAGAGGAUGCUGGCAGGGUGUCAUCUCCCGCACAGCCUGCUAAAGAGGACAGUGAAGUGGCUUCAGGCAGGCGGGACUCAGAUAGUGCUCUGAGGCAGCCACUAAUAGAACGCACGGCAAAGUCUGGGGCUCCUGUAGAUGAUUCUGUGGAUGCAGAGGAUGCUAGUACGCCCCUGACUGUUGUAGAACCACAGGUGGAUGAACGGCCACAGUUGAGAGAAGCUCGGAAUGUGCGCAAGAGCUCAAACCCUGAUCCCAGUGUGUCUAAUGCACCUAAGAGCAUGAAUUCUAAUGGUACAAGUGCUGGUGGGACAGACCUACCCUAUACUAUUGGGGAUAGGAAAGUGUUUGGCCAUGCACAGGUCAUUGCCAUGAAAGCUCCUGGAGACACAGUAACCAAAAACACAACCAGUCCAGCAGAGGAAAAUGGAACCUCACAGCAUCCCAUGACUUCAUCUGAGGGGUCUGGCCCUGCAGAAGGAGAGCAAGGAGGCGACACUCCGGACAAGCGCAUCAAAAAGCCGCCACCUUACCACAUAGCAGCCGUCAUGUCAAGGCAUGCAGCCGACUUCCAAGAGGCGAGUGUCGAGGUGUCUUCAUCACAGGGAACAAAUGCACAGGGAGGGGCUGGUCUGACUGUCAAGGAUCUGCCAGGCUCACAGCAGCCAUUAACUGUGUCAUCAACCACUGCCAUUGGUGAGGACGAAAACAAUGACACAAGUAGUUCCAGUGACAGUGGCUAUGGCAAUGGGAAAUCAUCAAGUCAACAAACUGCCGAAGAACAGCAGUGCAGUGAUUCCUGUUCAAACUCACCAUCCUCACCGCAGAAUCUGACAGAUUCCAGCAUCACUAUGCCCUCCACCCCCACCUCACCUUUAGGGAGUGCAGGAUCAGCUGCACCAUCCUCGAAAUCCUUCAUGGUUACAAGUUCCAUGAGGCCCCCAAGUACUCAUUUGUCGCCCAUCACUACCACAGGGUCUCUUCCAUCAGACCGCCACUCAUAUGCUGCUCCACAGCAUUCCUCCUCACCACUUGUGCAAGCCUCCAUGGGACAGCAUAUAUAUUCUUCUGGCCACUUGUCAUAUUCACAAAAAAUGCAGACUAACACUACUAUGACCAAUGCUCGCCCAGCCUCCAUUGCGGCAGGGCAACAGCUGGAGAAUCAGAAUAGUGGCUCCAUGCAGCGGCCUGGGUCUUUGGCUCUUGGCACGCUAGCAGAUUCAGCACUUCUCAACCGGCUGCCUAGAGAUCAUCGACCAGGAUCUUUGGCAGCACCUAUCAAUACUGUUGGCAUCCCACCUGCUCCAACAAGGGCUGUGUCUCACAUGGGAUUGAAUGUCUCCAGUCCAACAAGAGCACGUGAUCCCACUAUGUUCAGGAGCCAAGAUUUAUCACGAGCUGGACGCGGAUUGUCCGUAGCAGAGGAACGUUUCAUUGGAACUGCUAGUGCUCGUCAGGAGAGCAAUGGUCUUGUCUCCAUUAUUGACCAGGUAACAAGCAGUUUGCUGGAACAUGGGGAUAGUCCCCCUCCCAAGACUCCAGUGACCCCUAGUGCUCCUUCUUCCACUUUUCCUACCACUUCACCCACAACAGCAACACCUCCAUCCAAGCUGGCAGGCACCCAAGUCACCAGUGAUAGGAUACCCUUAUCAGCAUCUGAUUCUACAACAUCAGAAUCCUAUGUGACUAGUGAUACAAGUGGCAGAUCCUCCCUCUCUUAUCAACGUGGUGUGGGUUCAUCCCUGACCAGUAGUGGUGGACUCACCAACUUCACUCAAGACCAACCUCGAGGUGAGGUUUUGCAUCCAACUCCACAUCGACCACAUAUUAUCUCUCCUUCAGGCUCCAGACAUGGAUUAGACUCUCUGCAAGACCCCAGUGUGGGUACUCCAGAUAAGGUAGCAAUGGGAGUCCCUCAACAUAUUGAGACUGGGACUUCCCCUCCCAGAACAGCACCUAAGCCUCAGUCAAGAAUCCCAGCACUCAGUCCAGAGAGUUAUCCUGGUGUUACACCUGGUAAGGCAAAUCAUAAAACAAGCUUUGACUCUCCUGCUAGUCACAGUCCUGCUCAGAUGACAGAAUCUCGCAUACCCUCUAUAGGCAACAUUGGCCGUUCUCCCAGUAACUUGACCAGUGAAAGAUCAAAUGAGAGUCAUGUCUUACCUGAGUCAAGAAUACCAACCCUUGGUGCCAUGGGAAGAAGCCCAAGCAAUCUCAAUCAUGAAAGUAAGACAGAAAGUAGAAUUCCAACUCUUAAUAACAUGGGACAUAGUUCCUCCAACUUACUACAUGAUAAGCAGACUUCAGGAGAAUCACGAAUACCCACUCUUGGAAGCACUGGGAGAAGCCAAAGCAACCUUGGUCAUGAAGCACCAACUACACCCGAGUCUCGUAUUCCAACAAUAGGUGCAGUGGGUAGAACAUCUAGUAACUUGACACGUGAAUCCAUUGGGCUGAAAAAGCCUGCCAGCUCACAUGAAGGAGUCACAAAACCUGCAUCAAAUCUUAACACACCACAGCAGCUUAGAACAGCUGGAAUGAAUGGAUCAGGUAUUCCAAGUUUAGCCUCACAGGGGAGAAGCAAUAGCAGCUUAGGAUCAGGCAUCCCAAGUCCAAGCCCAACUUCUGCAGGGUUAAGAACUGGCAUCCCCAAGCAUGAUGCGACAGAUGGGCUAACCAAGAAGCCACUGGUGUAUGGAGGAACAAGCCAAGUGUCCUCCACAUCUCGCCUCCAGUCCCCAAGUUAUUCAAGUGGCAUUAGGCCCCCUACCUAUUCAUCAGCUAGUCCUCUGCCCAGUCCAGUCCAACACCCAUCUGGCAGUUUUACCCAGUCCCCAGGUUACUCAUCUGGCAUCCGACCACCCUCUAUCAAUUCAGCAAUUAACACCCCAGGUAUUCCACUACCUUCUUCAGGAUCUACAAGCCACCUGACCAACCCAGGGUCAAGAGGGUCAAUCACGUCAACAGGAUCUGGGACUCGCAUUCCAAUGGUUGCAGGAAAUUCUGCAUCAAGACUCCCUGCACCCAGUGCCAACAAGCACCGUGUGUCUCCAUCAGCACAAAAUGCAGAUAACAAGACAAACAAUUCAGCGUGGAUGUUUGGCCAGCACAAAAAUGCCCGUGUGGUAUGUCAGAAUUUCCCGGUAGUGAUAGAGAAAAAUCCAGGCCUUGGCUUCACGAUUGGGCUGUCAGAUUCUGACGCAGAAGAUAAGAGUAUUUAUGUGACGAGUGUCGCAGGAGGGGGGGCAGCAUCCUCAGCCCUCAAAGUUGGGGACAAGUUGCUACAGGUGGAUGGGGUUGACCUGCGACUAGCGGACUUGCACACCGCAACUUCUAUCCUCAACAAGACCUCCAACACUGUUAACCUGAUGGUGUCCCGACUCCAGUGAUCUUCGUUGUUGUCAGAUAUUUUUUUUUCUUUCUCUUUUUAUUCUUUUAUGUAACAGAGUAUGAAUAACCAGCAACUUGUAGCAGUUGAGAGAGAUGUUGUCUUUUAAGGAUAGUUGGCUUUAUGGUGAACUUUCUGUACAUUUUGGCAGUGUUUGUGAUUGUCAAAUAAAGAGCUGAUGCUGUAGCAUUCC